Molecule: messenger RNA, 1113 nt
Organism: Penicillium lagena
Lineage: Eukaryota; Fungi; Ascomycota; Eurotiomycetes; Eurotiales; Aspergillaceae
Product: 3-deoxy-7-phosphoheptulonate synthase
Exons: 3
Coding region: 1-1113 (370 amino acids)
Biological process (GO): aromatic amino acid biosynthetic process
Cellular component (GO): cytoplasm
Molecular function (GO): 3-deoxy-7-phosphoheptulonate synthase activity
Source: RefSeq, a predicted model, not a curated record
AUGCCCCUCGUCAACACCACCGAAGUCAGCGAGGACACUCGCGUCCUCGGAUACGAUCCGCUCCUGUCGCCGCAGUUCCUCCAGACUGAGAUCCCUGCCCCCAGCCGUGCCACGGAAGCCGUGCGCUCCGGCCGGAAUCAGGCCAUCGAGAUCAUCGAGCAGCGCGAUGACCGAUUACUCGUGGUCGUCGGGCCCUGCUCAAUCCACGACCCCGACACGGCGCUCGAGUACGCCCGGCGGCUGAAGGAGGUGGCGGACAAACUGUCCAAGGACCUGUGCAUCAUCAUGCGCGCCUACCUCGAGAAGCCCCGGACCACCGUCGGCUGGAAGGGCCUCAUCAACGACCCGGACAUCGACGAGUCCUACAACAUCAACAAGGGCUUGCGCGUGUCCCGCAAGCUGUACACCGACCUGACCAGCACGGGCCUGCCCAUCGCCUCGGAGAUGCUCGACACCAUUUCACCGCAGUUCCUCGCUGAUCUGAUCUCCCUGGGAGCCAUCGGUGCCCGCACCACCGAGUCCCAGCUGCACCGGGAGCUCGCCUCGGGCCUGAGCUUCCCGAUCGGCUACAAGAACGGCACGGACGGCAACCUGGGCGUCGCCAUCGAUGCCAUCGGGGCCGCCGCGCACCCGCACCGCUUCCUCGGUGUGACGAAGCAGGGCCUGGCAGCGAUCACCAAGACCGCCGGCAACGAGCACGGAUUCGUCAUCCUGCGCGGCGGCAACAGGGGCACGAACUACGACCGCGAGAGCAUCCGAAGCGCGCGCGAGGCCCUGCGCGCCAAGAAGCAGCGUGAGGUGCUGAUGGUCGACUGCUCGCACGGCAACUCACGCAAGAACCACCUCAACCAGCCCGUCGUCGCCAAGGAGGUCUCCGACCAGCUGCGCGAGGGCGAGUCCGCCAUUAUCGGCGUCAUGAUCGAGUCCAACAUCUACGAGGGGAACCAGAAGGUUCCCCCCGAGGGUGCCGCCGGCUUGCUCAAGGGCGUCAGCAUCACCGACGCCUGCAUCAACUGGGAAAUGACCGUCGAUGUGCUGGAAGAUCUGGCGGACGGCGUGCGCGCGCGUCGCGCGGCGCGGAAAUCAAAGGCCAAUGGCGCGAAUGGCCACUAG